This is a messenger RNA of Hyphopichia burtonii NRRL Y-1933, 1398 nucleotides long. RefSeq lists its product as uncharacterized. The transcript has a single exon. The record is from RefSeq and is a predicted model, not a curated record. Lineage: Eukaryota; Fungi; Ascomycota; Pichiomycetes; Serinales; Debaryomycetaceae. The coding region runs from base 1 to 1398 and encodes 465 amino acids.
AUGACCAGUAUGUCUUUCGGUACAGACCAUAUAGAAUCCAGACUUGAUUCGUUGGCAAUCAAUAAUCACUCCAAUACAAAUAAUAAUGGUAACGAUGAAAGUAUUUAUAAUAAUAAUAAUAAUAAAACUCCGGUUAUAAGUCCCUCGAACUCGUUCAAUGCCAAUAUGAAGACGUCUCCUACAAACUCGGGAGGAUCCCGUCAAUAUCAGUACCACAACCUCAAGCCAAAAACAUCCCUUCUAUCGAGUUCGUUGGCUAACGAGCGUAAAUCCAAUCAAACUAUAGGCUUUAACGUGGGUAUGGGCUUGGGAUUCCUGGCUUUGAACAAUAAUAGUAAUACGUCUCCAUCAUCGACAAACUCUAAUCACUCGUCCAUGUUAACCUCUCCUCUUAAUAAAAAUACUUUUAGUAUAGACGAGGGCUUGAGUGAUCACCCAGAACCAGAGUUACUUGCCUCUUCUGUUGGUAAAGAAGUCGACGGUAGAUUGAUACCGUCGUCUUCAACCAUAUCUUUAUUGUCUUUGAAUAAUAAUUCGGGAGCUAAUAAAUCAAAUAAUGACCAACAGUCUUAUCUUCCUUCUCCAAAAGGCGAUUUUUCCAACCAACUGCAAUUCCAUAAUCAGAUCACCCAACAUCCUCAACCUCAAGCUUUCAUUGAUCGUAAAAAUUCUUAUAAUAAUAUUGCCAGUCGAAAUUCCAUAACUCAUUUAAAUCAAAUUAGAUUACAACCUUAUCAAAAAUUUACAUCUCCUCCUCCUAUACAACAAUCUGUUCCCCAGCAUCAACAAAAUGAUUUCAUUUCAUUCCAACCUCAUGAUACUUUCUCGCAAAGUAUUCCAAUCAAUAAUAAGAGCAAUAAUCCUCUAAUAGUGCCGGACUCUCCUAACUUAGAUCCUACUUCUUUGGGAGGCUCCCCUUCCAGAUUCUGGCUAUCAUCUCAAACUCCUCCGCGGUCCUUAGCAGGCUCGUUUUCGAGAAAUUCCAGAACUCAAUUAUCUCAAAUGCUGCAGCAAUUUCACAACCAACCGCACAAUCAACAAAAUCAAAUCUACUUUCAACAAUUCUACAGAACUCAAUCUCCAAUGCCUAAUUCUAAUAAUAAUGCAAAGAAUUUUACUUUCACUGCUAAUGCAAAAGCAAUUGAUAUCGAAAGACAGAACGGUGAUGUUUCUCCAAGCCUUAAUCCAGUGCAGACUCCUUCUGAAGACCCUCCAAUGACUCCGUUAUACCUCAACGCAAAUGGCCACGAUAGCAAGGCCGAAGCUACUGGUUACUUUGACAGUUUGCAUCUUGAAGCGACUCCAUCCAAUGAUCAAGAUGAGAGUAGUAGUGAUGACGAAGUUGAAUCAAACGGCCAUUCAGAAACCCAGGCUCGUCCUGAUGUCAUCAUGAAUUGA